Chondrus crispus (carragheen) is the source of this 1531-nucleotide messenger RNA. Its product is annotated as probable aspartate aminotransferase. The record is from RefSeq and is a predicted model, not a curated record. NCBI's taxonomy places the organism in Eukaryota, Rhodophyta, Florideophyceae, Gigartinales, Gigartinaceae. Bases 1 to 1335 code for a protein of 444 amino acids. Gene Ontology annotation, molecular function: pyridoxal phosphate binding; L,L-diaminopimelate:2-oxoglutarate transaminase activity. The transcript has 2 exons.
AUGGCUUUCAUCUCCUUCCCAUCGACGUUUAUCGGCACUAAUGUCAAAGCCGCAUCGUUUUCGCGACGGUCGCGUUCUGCCGUGCGCACAACUCCCAUUGCUUCUGCCGUCCCGCGCAAUGCAAAUCUCAAGAAGCUGCAGGCUGGAUAUCUGUUUCCUGAGAUCGGUCGCCGGCGCCGUGCAUACCUGGAGCAGAACCCUGGUGCAGAUAUCAUUUCGCUUGGCGUUGGGGAUACCACGAUGCCGAUCCCGGAACACAUUUGCUCCGGGCUUGUCGGCGGAGCUUCAAAGCUCGGCACGGAGGAAGGGUACUCGGGUUAUGGUGCUGAGCAAGGCAUGGGUCCUCUCAGGGAGAAAAUUGCUCAGGUUUUGUACAAGGGGACCGUUAAGUCGGACGAGGUUUUCGUUUCAGACGGUGCGAAAUGCGAUAUUUCUAGACUGCAACAGGUCUUCGGUGCCACCGCGACCGUUGCCGUCCAGGAUCCGAGUUACCCAGUUUACGUCGAUACAUCGGUUAUGAUGGGGCAGACAGGCCUUUAUGAUGAGAGCAAGGGUCAGUUUGAAGGAAUUCAAUACAUGCAAUGCGAUGCGGAGAACGACUUCUUCCCGGAUCUGUCUAAGGUCAAGCGCACAGAUCUCAUCUUCUUUUGCUCCCCGAACAACCCCACGGGUGCUGCUGCCACCCGCGAACAAUUAACACAACUGGUCAACUUUGCGAAGAAGAAUGGAAGUAUAAUCAUUUACGAUGCUGCCUACGCUCCCUUCAUUAACAACCCAGACGUCCCUACUAGUAUCUACGAGAUCCCAGGCGCCAGGGACUGCUCGAUCGAGGUCAACUCGUUUUCCAAGUAUGCUGGAUUUACGGGUGUGCGUCUUGGCUGGGUUAUCGUUCCUGAUGAGCUCAAAUUUGCAGAUGGAAGUGCCGUUCGUGACGACUUCAAUCGCAUCAUGUCAACGUGCUUUAAUGGUGCGAGCAGCAUCUCCCAGAACGGGGGGCUUGCAUGCUUGGAAGAUAGCGGUCGUAAGGAAAUUGAGGAUCUGAUUGCCUACUACCUCGGCAAUGCUGCUGUUCUGCGCAAGACCAUGCUGGAACUUGGCUUCAAGGUUUAUGGUGGGACUGAUGCGCCUUAUAUCUGGGUUGGUUUCCCUGGGAAGAAGAGCUGGGACGUUUUCUCGGAGAUCCUUGAUAAGGCGCAAGUCGUCACGAUCCCUGGUGCUGGGUUUGGCCCAGGCGGAGAGGGUUACCUCCGUCUGAGUGCAUUUGCUCCUCGGGAAGCGUGUGAGGAGGCCUGCAAGAGAUUGCGCGCUAUGUAUGCCGGUGUCCCAGCCGCAUAGAUGCGUAGGGACACCUGAUGCAGGCUUGGAGCUGUACGUCUGAGUCAUUACCGUAGAUACAUGGAGGGCCGAGGUUGCAGCUCCUGGCUCGUUUGACGAUUCCAUUGCGUUCCGCGAGUCCGUAGAGAUAGCUUAGGUUCACCAGGGGUGCAUCAGUCUUCUGUAAAUCUGACACAGCGUUGGCGUGGGAGACGAA